Toxoplasma gondii ME49 is the source of this 2769-nucleotide messenger RNA. RefSeq lists its product as hypothetical. Lineage: Eukaryota; Apicomplexa; Conoidasida; Eucoccidiorida; Sarcocystidae. The record is from RefSeq and is a predicted model, not a curated record. The transcript is spliced from 5 exons. The coding region runs from base 1 to 2769 and encodes 922 amino acids.
AUGACGUGGCAAGCGUGGUUGCCCCAGGCUCUGCAGUCUUGGGGUAACCGCGGCAAGACGGCGUCCAAGCGUGUUGCUGCGUCGGCAUUCGAUCUUUCUUCUCCAAAGGCUGGCGCGGAACUGAGUCCGGAUUCUCCAGAAGGAACAGCGCCCUCAGCUCGCGCCGGCAGCCCUGCUGAGGAACCGGACGCAGUUCCUUCGCGAGAAAGCGAGAUAGACGGCCUUCCGCGAGAUGCAGUCUGGCACUCUUUUCUCAGACAGCAAGACGGACGCGGAACAUUCUGGAGAGACCAACCCCAGCUGACAAAAACCCGAGCGUGUCCACCUUCAGGAGAUGUCGCAGAUGCUCCGGGCAUUGAAAAUGUUAGUGACUCUGAGGAGGGUAUUUCCCCUUCGGCUGACGGUGUAGAUUUUUUGCCCGUUGCUUCCAAUGCACCGCUGGUGUCUGGCGUCGACGAAAAAGCGAAGAAAUAUGUUUCCUGUGGAAGCCGUUCUGGUCAGCAGGCGGCUGCUUCGCCUGCCCCUGGCGACCCCAGGGUUCAUCCAGAGCUUCCGCACUCGCUUUCCGCCCCCCUUGUCGGUUCCGUAGCCAGUGUCAAGACAGAUGGGUCGCCUGUUGCAAGCGUUACGCCUCCCGACGGAGGAUAUCUUUCCGACUUUCUGACCGCGAACCAAGUGCCUCAACGUCCCACCUCUGCAGUCGCCGUGUCCACCUUCCAGUCCCUGGGCGAAGAGUCCGUUUCUGGCUCUGCCUUGAGUUCCUCCAUGCUCGGUCGUUCCCUGGGGUCGCGCGUCGCCUCUCGUCCCCGGAUUCCUCGGACAGUGCAACCGCUGCCCGCAGACCGGAGGGCAGCCUUGCCCCACGCGUGUUCGCGAACGAAAUGCCAGCACGUUUUUCCGCCAACGCAAUUGACUCUGCCGUUGCCACCGCCGUCGUGGAAGGAGGAAGAGCAGACCGAACAGCUCUGUCCGCUACGAGAAGCUACUCACCUGACGUUUCACGUGUACACAGACAUGGAUGCCUUCGAGCUGGACCGCAGCCUCGCCGUUGAGCUGUUGCACCAGGAGCGGAUUCGCGAGGCGUACUUGUGUCUCCUGCCACUCGUCCGAACCUACGGCGUGGACCGGAUUCUCCAAGAUGAAGACCUUUGCCUCGUCGCGUACAAGUACUUUGAGAUGCAGAAAAUGUUGACUUUGCUGGACGAGGACUCGCCUGCGCGCGAACGAAUGUCGUCUUUUCUCAGGAAACUCCGACGGUCCUUCUCCCGUGCCGACGCUCCCAAACGCGGCUCUUUCGAACAUGGAAAAGCAGAAUCUCUCGCGUCGUGUUCUGAAACGCAGUCCAGUUUGCUGCCAGACCGCGGGAGAAAAGAGUCCACCGGAUUUCCGGGUGCAGCGGCGCCAGAAGCCGAAACCGGCCCCGCAAGGAGACGCGAGAAACCGGAGCUAGGGGGAAGAGGCGAAGGGAGGGAGCAGAGAGAGAGCAAGGGUUCCGAAGGUUGCACGAAGAAGUUUCUGCGGUCGCGCUGGAGCGCGGGGAGAAAGAAGCAGAGAGGCGAGAGGCAGCAGAAUAUCUCAGAUCUUCGAGACGACGGAGGCGACAGGAUGAAGACGUCUGGGCUCUCCAGUGAAGGCAGGGGCGAGUGCAGAGAAGAGUUUUUUCGCGACAGCCGAUCAUCGGAAACCUCGUUUUGUGCGACGCCCUGGAGCCCCGAAAGAGGUCGUGCAGGCUCUGCGGACGAAGCGAGCACAUCGCUUCAAGAAGAACGAUUCAGAAGAGGCACAGUUGGAAGCGGAAGCAGCCCGCUUUCAGGUCGGACUGCCUGGGACUCGAGCGGCAGCUUGGAGGAAGACGGGAGAUGCCAUGAGCGGCUGGAGGCUGCGCUACGAAGGGGGGUCGCAGCGCGGUUCUCGCGAAACGCAGGAGGUUCUCUGUCCCUGGACGGCACUCCUUGGGUCCUCGCAGUCGACGACACCCCCUCCGUCAAGAUCUGGAACCGGAAAUACCAUCACAGCAGCCUGCUGUCUUUCCGGAUUGACGGCCUUGUCGACACCCCUCUCGUCGUCGUUCUCUCCGUUCUGAACGAGAUGGAUAUGUUCACAGACUGGGUCCCGAGCUACAACUUCCCCGUUCGACUGGGCCUGAAAGACGCCAUCCGAGUUGCUCAGUUCGGACGGGUGGAUCAGCUUGACAUCUUCAAGAUAGCAUUCCCGUGGCCAGUGAACGAUCGGGACGCUUGCUUGAGCAUUUGGUCGGCGGACGAUUUGGACGCUACUGGAAGUUACUUUGUUCGCAUGACCUCAUGCGAGGCAGGCGAGAAACUCCAAGGAGUGACCGUUCCAGCUCCCGAGCGCGGCACCGAGCGUUUGCACUGCGAUGGGGCAUUAGUGCUCCAUCCUCUUUCGCCUAACUCGGUUCGGGUCCAGCUUUUGUGGACAAUCGAUCCGCGUAUGAAUCUCCCAGAUUACCUGAUUACUUUCCUGACACGGGUCUUCGCACGGUCGGCGUUCCACGCAUUUCGUCGCGUCUGUGUAGCGGCUCUGAGGGACAGUCACCUACAGCGCCGAGAAACGCGGUCUUACCUGUAUAGAUUCGUUCAGGAUCGCUUAGACGCUUUGGCAGCUUCCUCUGUUUUGUAUGGCCGACACCGGUGGAGCGAAGAGGAAGCGUCGGUAAUCAGCGAGAGGAAAAGAAAGAGCUAUCGUAGCCGUAUCUCAGGACUUGUUUCAAAGCAGGCUCACCGCACCGUGCCGUGUCAAGAGCAAUGA